GCACUAACAAAAUAUUUUUAGGUAAUGAAGGUUUAGGUGAUGAUUUAUGUGAUAAAUUAGUUGCUGGUUUGGAAGAUGGUUUAGUUGAUUUAGUUGAAGGUUUAGUUGAAAGUUUACGUGAAGGGAUUGGCGUGGAUUUUUUUGGUGAAUUUACACUAGCUUUUGGGCCAGGAGAAGGAGUUGGG
Messenger RNA from Racocetra fulgida, 185 nucleotides. The record is from the annotation of a GenBank genome assembly. Lineage: Eukaryota; Fungi; Glomeromycota; Glomeromycetes; Diversisporales; Gigasporaceae.